Chenopodium quinoa (quinoa) is the source of this 324-nucleotide messenger RNA. RefSeq names its product uclacyanin-3-like. The coding region runs from base 1 to 324 and encodes 107 amino acids. Gene Ontology annotation, molecular function: electron transfer activity. The transcript has a single exon. Gene Ontology annotation, cellular component: plasma membrane. NCBI's taxonomy places the organism in Eukaryota, Viridiplantae, Streptophyta, Magnoliopsida, Caryophyllales, Amaranthaceae. The record is from RefSeq and is a predicted model, not a curated record.
AUGAAUGGAUCUCACACGGUGGCCUUGGUGAACAAAGAUGCAUAUGAGACAUGUAACACAAGUAACGUUAUCUCAGUCAAGACUCAAAGUCCUGUACGAGUUCCUCUUCAGAAAAUUGGCCAACUUCACUUCAUGUGCACCAUUGAUGGCCAUUGUUCGUCCGGCCUCAAAUUAGCCAUCAAUGUCACUGACGAGUCACCUAUGUUGUCGUCGCCACCAGCUCCCUCGUCAGCCCCAUCAGCUUCAAAUGUCACUCCUUUUGCUACUCUCAUUGUCUCAUCUAGUCUUGCUUUAUUUUUGCUUCUUGUGGGAUUCUAUUGUUAA